This is a messenger RNA of Bolinopsis microptera, 2412 nucleotides long. RefSeq names its product transcriptional repressor protein YY1-like. The transcript is spliced from 7 exons. The coding region runs from base 178 to 1281 and encodes 367 amino acids. Gene Ontology annotation, cellular component: PcG protein complex; transcription regulator complex; chromatin. Gene Ontology annotation, biological process: regulation of transcription by RNA polymerase II. Lineage: Eukaryota; Metazoa; Ctenophora; Tentaculata; Lobata; Bolinopsidae. Gene Ontology annotation, molecular function: RNA polymerase II cis-regulatory region sequence-specific DNA binding; DNA-binding transcription factor activity, RNA polymerase II-specific. The record is from RefSeq and is a predicted model, not a curated record.
GUGUCAAAUUUCGGCACUGGAUAGAAUGAAAAUGUAUUUUGUACAAUCAAGAUUAAAUCGAAAUUUGUUGUUUAUUAGGGCUUGUCGGUAUUUAUCAUAGGCUAGCGCAUUCCAGGAGUUUUUCCUUGAUGGUGAAUGAUUCCCCGUUUUCCUCUCAUGUAGUUGUUUUCCAUUCCUAUGAGUAGUAACGUUGAAGUGGUCGCUGAAGUCAGAGCGGUUUCCGACUCCAUUGAACCUAUUCCUGAUAUCAAACCUGAACCGUUGGAAGAAAGUACAGCCAGACCAGAUGAAUCUGAUCUGAACCCAACUCCAUGGGAGUUCUUGACCACUCCUCCGGACAGAGACACUAUUUUGAAACCACGUACCGAGAGUCCAGAUGCCCUGUUUUUGAACAAAGUAAAGGCGGAACAUGGCGACGCCAACCCAACAAUCGACGAUGACAAGGCCCUCGACCCUGAGGCUAAAACAUUUAUAGAAGCUCUCGAUCACCUUGCUGGUCACAAGUCAGAACAAGAUAGUUACUUCUACGAGCAAAACCGAUACGGGGAUCAGCUACUAUUUGCAGAGAAUGCGCUCCUGGAUGUGGCUUCAGAAGAAACUGUUACACCAGAUGGCAGUGUAAAUAAAAAGAGGAAACGUUUGCAUUCUGAGUGUGGGACCCUCCUGAAUACCCUAGAUGGCAACAAGAAGUGGCGUAAGAGACCUCAGCAGAUUAAGACUCUGGACGGUGUUUUCUCUGUCAUGGUUUGGACGCCAGAGAUAGAUUUUAACGAGGAGGAGCGAUCUGAGUGUAAAGAUGGUAAGAACAGCAAAUCCCUGACCAGAAGUGACCUGGAUAAGAUGAACCUGAGAGAUCCCAAAACUUUGGCCGAAAUUGCCAAGAAAUUCACGAGAAAAAAGGUCAACAGUCCGACCGAGAGAACAGUUAAAUGCACUGACCCGGAUUGUUCGAAGAUGUUUAAGGAUCAUAUCGGAUUACGGAAACAUCUGUUAUCUCACGCCCCUAAAGUGCACGUGUGCGCGGAGUGUGGUAAGGCGUUCAAGGAGAGUUCUAAGCUCAAGCGACAUGCUCUGGUCCACACUGGAGAAAAACCCUUUCAGUGCUCGUUCGAGGGAUGCGGCAAGAGAUUUUCCCUAGACUUCAACCUGCGGACCCACGUCAGGAUUCACACAGGGGACCGGCCCUAUCACUGUCCCUUUGACUUUUGCAGCAAACGCUUUGCCCAGUCCACCAACCUGAAGGCCCACAUUCUGACCCAUGCUAAACACAAACCAUCCUAGCCAUUAUCCAUCCGGAGACUAUUUAUCAACUUUCUGUAGCGCUGUAGCGCAUUACCAAGUCAGCGUUUAUUCUGCACAAUGGAAGCAACAAGAUCUGAUCAUGAUUAUGGCCAUUCCAAUGAUUUACAUAUCAUUUUUGAUCUUAGUUCCACCAGUAUGGUCAAUAAUAGGGCUGGUCACAUGAUGUUGUGUGCAGUGCUUGCAUACUGUAAAUACGUGAACAAUACCAUUUAGUGUAAAUUUACAUUUUUCUUUCCAUGAAUAUACUUGGUUUUUUGAUGAAGCAUUGCGGCAGUUUCUUUUAAGCUUAAAGAUUUACAAUUUUUCGAAUUAAAAUUGAAUAUUAUCCUAUAUUAGUAAUGAAAAUGAACACGGUUUGGGUAACUAUAACUCAUAUAAUUAUAAGUUAUCUGAUUUUAUGAAUACAUGUCGAACUGUAGUAUUGUAGGUUGUACUGGGUACAAAGACACACUAGUACAUUUAUUUGAGUUUACCUCCAAUGGGAAAAAGAAGCCGUGUUUGUAAGUUAGAUCUUGUUUUUGGUUUCUUUCAAGAAUGUUUUUGUGAAAUAUUGAAAUCUUACUCAUCGGCCUCAGAAAGACUUUUAAGAAAAUUGUAAAAUUUGAACGAUUGGUAAAAUUAGGAUGAAUUUAUCAAGUGUAUUACUAAUAACCAUCCAAUUUUCAAAACAAAUUGAAAAUUCUUAUUAAAUUACCGUCAAGAAAUGUAAUAAUAAUUAGUUCAGACCAUUACAUUAUUUUACAGUUCAAAAGACGUUACCAGUAUCUAAGUCUAUUAUUUCGCUGGGGACUCGCAUGAAGGCAUCAUCACAUGCAACGUCCAUUUUAGGGUCGAUGAGAUUUGUUGUUUUUUGUCAUGUUGCUAUAUAAGAAUUAGAAGUGUUUACUGUAUUUGUUGUCAUUCAACUUCACUCAACUAUUUGUAUUAUUAUAGUCAGUUGCAUGUCGAUGUUGAGAUUAAUUAAUAAAAUGAAAUUUAUCGAUAACAGUGCACCAAGUUUACAGCACAAUACAUAUUGGCUCCUGUAGUUAGUUUCAAGGUCAAAUUAAAUGAAAUGUUGGAAAAUUGCAAGCUAAAAAAAUCUAAUUUCACACUUUUACUCUAGGAUCA